AUGGCAACGAUUAGACCAAUGAACAUGUUUGACUUGCUUAAGUACAACAAUAUUAAUUUGGAUUUGCUAACUGAGACUUUCUACACAUCAUUUUAUGGCACAUACUUGUCCAAGUGGCCAGAGUACUGCGUCUUGGCAGAGAAUUCAAUUUCCAUGUUUUAAGGAUAUUUAUUGGGCAAAGUGGAGGGUGAUAAGGAAAAUGAUAUUAAGAAAGACUGGCAUGGGCAUGUAAGUGCAGUCACUGUUGCUCCACAAUUUAGAAGAUAAGGCUUAGCUAGAGCACUCAUGGACUAUCUGGAAGAAGUAACAGUAAAGAGACAUAAUGGAUUCUUUGUCGAUUUGUUUGUGAGACCUUCUAAUGAGGUGGCAAUAAAUAUGUAUAAAAAUCUGGGAUACAUAGUAUACAGAACUGUGCUAGGUUAUUAUAGUGGAGGAGUUGAUUCAUCUGAAGAUGCUUAUGAUAUGAGAAAAGCUAUGCCUCGUGAUAAGGACAAGGUAACAGUGGUUCCUUUAGAAAAGCCAAUCUAGCCUCAUGAAUUAGAGUUUCAUUGA
Stylonychia lemnae is the source of this 552-nucleotide messenger RNA. The record is from the annotation of a GenBank genome assembly. Lineage: Eukaryota; Ciliophora; Spirotrichea; Sporadotrichida; Oxytrichidae.